Molecule: messenger RNA, 1651 nt
Organism: Malus domestica (apple)
Lineage: Eukaryota; Viridiplantae; Streptophyta; Magnoliopsida; Rosales; Rosaceae
Source: RefSeq, a predicted model, not a curated record
AUGAAUUCUGUCGUUAAUACCGCCUUUGAUCACCACAUAAAGCCUUUUCUCCUUGCACCUAUUGCAAAGACAAUCCAACUCCUCAAACUUCUCAUAACUAGUCCCGCUGGUUGCGAUUGCGAUUCCGAUCCUGACCUAGAAGCCGCAGUGCAACAAGUUCCAAAUGGGAGGACUAACUAUAAGUACCUCACAAACAACAACUUAGAUUGGGCAAAUAUAAUCGCCGUGUUUUGCUUGACAACGGCGAUUGGACUAGCGCUUCUCCCCUUCCAAAUUCCCUCCCGCCAGGUUCCUCACCCUGCAAUCUUUUACUUUUUUGGACUAUCAGUCUUACUUGCCUUUACUUGUAUUUUGCUCAACUACCUCCUCACUCACUUCCCUCUCGUCGUCAAGAGUGAGAACAAGUGGUCUGGCAGCAAGUACUACCCCGAAUUUCUCGACCGGUUCACCUUAGUCAUUUCCUACUGUCUAGACGUUAUCAAGUGGGAUGUUAUAUUUGAUUCGGAGUCUCCAUUCUCUGCACCGGAUGAUUUCAGACCUGAUGAUGAGAGAUUUCAGCAGUUUCUUGUAUCGCCCGAUGAGGGAGAAGGGGACUCAAAAUUUCACAUGAAGUGUUUGAGUGAUUGGAAUAGUAGAGACCCUACACAGCUAAUGCUUCUCAUUCAAGAACUAAGGGAUCAGUACAUGUCCUACCAGAAGAAGCGCAUUGCAGAAGAUGAUGACAGGUUGAAGUUUGAAAUUAGCACAAUUGUUGCUCGUGAGGGCAUUGAGAUGCAGAUGAGUUCCAGAGUUGACAAGCCAGAAGAGGUCAAAUUUGCAGUUCCUCUAUUAGACAUGAAUAUAAAUAAGAUGGUGCCUGCAUACCCCUGGAGACAUCAACAAAAGAUAUACUUGCAGGUUAUAUAUCCUGUUGAGAAAAAAUAUGUUUCCACUCCUUCAACACCUCGAUUGAAACUAGUGUCUACCUCAGAGUUGAAGACUCUAUUUUCCAUUGAUGAAGUCAAACUUCGUCCGUGGUUGAAUGGGAUGUGCAUGGCUGAAUACCUUCCGCAUCUUGAAGAAUCUCUUGAGAAGCAAGUUUUGGAGGCAGUCUCCUUGGUUGAUGUUAGGAGGCGCUUUAUCGAGGCAUUAGCUCUGCAGUUUGGAAGACCAGUGGAAGCUGAUUCGGUCUUAUGCAGAAAGGCAACAUUCCUUACUGCUUCUGGAGUUUUCACUUUUCUGGUUCAUGUUUCGAUUUCAACUCAGUUUCCAAAGCAAAAGCCGGCUUUGAUGCUUCAAAGUUCACAUCAUUUCAACCUCCAAGGUGUGCCAAUCAAGUCACUUCCUCUAACUGAAUUUCCUUGGAGCCCUAGAUGGGAAGUACCUCAUAUGGUCGAGCGAAUUUGUGAAUAUUUGACGGACGAGGCUGUGAACUUCAAGAAGCACUGCAACGAGCCUCCACCGCAGCACUAGGGUGUCGUAGAUUGUCGCGGUUAAUGUUCGGUAUCCUUGUCACCUUUACCAAUCGAAUUGUGUAAAUUUUUGUAAUGUCUUUGAACUCUUUUGAUUCAUGGGUAUGAGCGUGGAUGAAAAAAAGUCACUUGUGUUAGUAACUGGGAAAUGGAGCGAUGAUUAUUCUAAUCUAGUAAUCUUUGCCAUAAAAAAAAAAAAA